AUGCCUGACAUCCACGACCGAAUCCGCGAUGAAGUCUCCGAUAAAGAACUUGCACUCUGGACAGCUGUUACAUGCGCUGACCCUGCUUCUGAAUUAAUCAAAUUGAGCAACCCAGACGCCAACUUCAUGUUCCCGAAAAAGGAGGUCUUGACCCUGCAGGACCAUGACAAAUUCCGAAAGGCCUUGAGACCUCCAUUUAAUCGGUUCGAUAGUUAUCGCAUCGACGAAGUUCGCAUUUUCAUCAUGGGUCUGAUGGCUGCGACGGUGACCUGCAAGGUUCAUGCCGAAAGGGAGAAUAAGAAGUACACAAUCACCUCGCAUACAACGUGGAGUCAAGCUUCUGAUGGAGAAUGGAGGAUUGUGACUCAUGGGGAAUGCCGUGUAUAG
Molecule: messenger RNA, 387 nt
Organism: Penicillium verhagenii
Lineage: Eukaryota; Fungi; Ascomycota; Eurotiomycetes; Eurotiales; Aspergillaceae
Exons: 1
Coding region: 1-387 (128 amino acids)
Source: RefSeq, a predicted model, not a curated record